Messenger RNA from Symbiodinium necroappetens, 725 nucleotides. The record is from the annotation of a GenBank genome assembly. NCBI's taxonomy places the organism in Eukaryota, Dinophyceae, Suessiales, Symbiodiniaceae.
GCACGGACCGCGAUCGUCUCCAGGACGCACGUGAGGAGCUUUGGCAGAUGUUGAAGGACCCGGAGCUGGGACAGGCCGCUCUGCUGAUACUCGCCAACAAGCAGGACUUGCCCGAUGCUCUGCCGCCGGAUGAGGUGGCCGAGAAGUUGGGCCUCAGCGAGCUGCGUGGCCGCCAGUGGUUCGUGCAGCCCACGAGUGCCACGAAAGGCUCCAACACCGUGAUCAUCGUGAUUGGUGAUAUCUACUACAGUUCUGUGUCCGCAAGGACAGCCUUUGCACAGUUGUUGUGUCUUUCUGAGCAGAGUCAAGCCAUGGAUAAUGGAUGCUACAGGAGCGCACGACCCACAUGCGGCUCCUUUGUACAGAUGGACGGCCGUCAACUGAAUGCGGAAAAAGGUGACAAGAACAUGCCAAGCUGUCCGCAGAAUGAGACUGGAACUUGUAUCCUAGCCUUCGAAGAUUGCUCUGCGAUUUGUUUAUCCCUCGCUUACUUGGAAUCUCUGAUCCUACAAUUGACAAUCGUUGCUUUGCAUCGGAUUCAGAGGGAUGUUGGUGAGGAGGCUUUUUGGAAUGACCGCCACCACGUCUUGCACGGCGCUGCGAACACGGAGUUCCACGAGUCGGACAAGGAGUACUUCUCAGUCUUCCUUGCCCCACGCAGCAAGCGUGUCGUUCCCAAACGGCAAAAUGGCUGGACGAGGCAUCUUUUUGCUCACAAGUCCUGA